AUGAGCAACGUUGUGGAGCAAUCAUGUUACACGUUGAUAAACAUCGCGACCGAGUCGGAGCCGAUGAACGAGCUCCAGAUGAAGCAAGAUUUAGAGAAAGGCGACAUUCCUGUUAAAAUAGAAGCUCUUAAAAAAACAAUCCACAUGAUAUUAAACGGCGAACGUCUUCCAGGACUGCUCAUGACAAUCAUAAGGUUUGUUUUGCCUCUGCAAGAUCACACGGUUAAAAAAAUGCUCCUUAUAUUUUGGGAAAUUGUCCCCAAAACCUCGCCAGAUGGUAAGUUGCUCCAAGAAAUGAUUUUGGUUUGUGACGCGUACAGAAAAGACCUCCAGCAUCCAAAUGAAUUUGUCAGGGGGUCAACACUGAGAUUUUUGUGCAAGUUAAAAGAGCCGGAGCUCUUGGAGCCACUGAUGCCGGCAAUAAUCACCUGUUUGGAGCACCGUCACUCUUAUGUUCGACGUAAUGCAGUCCUUGCCAUCUUCACAAUUUACCGUAACUUUGAAUUUUUAAUUCCCGACGCUCCGGAAUUAAUAGCCAAGUACCUAGAGGGCGAGCAGGACAUGUCUUGUCGCAGAAAUGCAUUUUUAAUGCUGCUACACGCAGAUCAAAGCCGCGCAUUGGCAUAUUUAGCUGCUUGUCUUGAUCUAGUCCCGAGUUUCGGUGACAUUCUCCAGCUGGUAAUUGUCGAGCUAAUUUACAAAGUCUGUCUUGCAAAUCCCAGCGAGCGCGCACGAUUUAUCCGGUGUAUCUACAGCUUAUUAAAUUCACCCAGCGCAGCUGUUCGUUACGAAGCCGCUGGAACUUUAGUAACACUUUCCAAUGCUCCAACAGCAAUCAAAGCCGCUGCUUCGUGUUACAUCGAGCUGGUCGUCAAAGAAAGUGACAAUAAUGUUAAAUUAAUUGUUCUAGACCGUCUGAUUGCCAUGAAAGAGAGCCCGUCUCACGAAAGAGUCCUUCAAGAGCUUGUAAUGGACAUUUUACGUGUGUUAGGAUCACCUGCUCUUGAAGUACGAACUAAAACUCUUGCUCUGGCUAUUGAUUUGGUAACAACUCGCACUAUUGAAGAAAUGGUCCAGCUUUUAAAGAAAGAAAUCAUCAGAACUGCCGGAGGGGAGCAUGAAGAUGCCGGAAAAUAUCGACAGUUGCUUGUUAAAACAUUGCACACUUGCUCUAUUAAAUUCCCGGAUGUCGCUGGGACUGUUAUUCCGGUCCUAGUAGACUUUUUGACUGAAAACAAUGAAGCUGCUGCUGGAGAUGUGCUUGAUUUUAUCCGAGAAGCUAUCCAGAGAUUCGAAAAUUUACAGCCAUUGAUUAUUGACAAACUUUUACAAGUAUUUUCAGAGAUUCGAGCAGUUCGCGUUCAUCGUGGAGCUCUUUGGAUUCUUGGAGAGUACGCGACUUCUAAGGAGGAUAUUGAAAGUCUUAUGGGGCGUAUCAGAGUUGCUCUAGGGGAAUUGCCGCUUGUUGAAGCUGAAAAUAAACGCCAGACUGGGGAAAAAUCACCGGAUGAAAAUUCUCAGCAGCAGCAGCAGCAGCAGCAACAACAACCUCAGUUGGUUACUUCCGAUGGUACUUAUGCUACCCAGAGUGCAUUCAGUACAACCACCGGGAAAAAAGAAGAAAAACGACCGGCAUUAAUUCAGUAUAUGAUGGAAGGUGACUUUUUUAUUGCCGCUUCUUUGGCGUCAACUUUAACGAAACUCGCGCUGCGUUACAAGGAGCUAGAGAGUAAUCCACAAAAGAGCAAUCGAUUGCAAGCAGAAGCUAUGCUGAUUAUGUCAAGUUUGUUGCAGUUAGGACGAAGUGGACUGCCAUCUAAACCCAUGACCCACGAUGACGCAGAAAGAAUUUCCGUUUGUUUAAGAUCUCUUGCCUGUACGACGACCAAAAUUGUCCAGAAGGUCUUCACUGAAGGUUGUCGCGAGGCUCUCGGGCAAAUGCUUACGGCUAAAGCCGAGGAAGACUCUCAGACUCAAAAGGCUAAAGAGAAACCUGGAAAUAUUGUCCAGGUAGACAAUGCGAUACAAUUUUUACAAUUGAGCCGCAACAGCGACCUUACUGGCGGUCACUACGGUGAUGUUUUUGAGCAAAGUUUAAGCGCUGCUGUUGCUGGACGAUCUGGAACUAACGAUUCACCGGCUCCCCCCGCUAGUGCUUUAAGCAAAGUUACACAAUUAACCGGAUUUUCAGACCCGGUCUACGCAGAGGCGCUUGUUCAUGUUAAUCAAUACGACAUUGUGCUUGAUGUAUUGAUUGUCAAUCAAACAGAGGACACCUUGCAAAAUUGUACACUUGAAUUGGCGACGAUGGGCGAUUUAAAGCUGGUAGAACGACCUCAGCCUAUUGUUUUAGCUCCCCGUGACUUUGCCAGUAUUAAAGCAAAUGUUAAGGUCGCUUCCACGGAAAAUGGAAUUAUAUUUGGUAAUAUUGUUUAUGAUGUCUCGGGUGCUGGCUCUGAUAGAAGCGUCGUUGUUCUUAAUGAUAUUCAUAUUGAUAUUAUGGAUUAUAUUGUACCGGCUACUUGUACAGACACUGAAUUCCGGCAGAUGUGGGCUGAAUUUGAGUGGGAGAAUAAAAAUGAAGAAAAAGAAGCAGGUGGACAUGAAGAUACAGAAGCGCAUAAAUCUGACGGAAAAAAAGAACAAGAGAAGUAUGAAAAGAAACACGAGUCAGAUAAGGGGACGGUAGGACAUCACGAUAUUGAGGAUCAUAAUAAAAGUUAUGAGGAGUCAAAUGCCAAUGAGAAAAAGCACAAAGAAGAGGCUGGACAUUAUCAGGAGCAUUUGGAGGGUGAGAAACGUGAAAAGUUUGCCGAGUUCGAUGAAGAGGGUAAACACCAAAAGGGACACAGCACCAAGGGUCAACACAAUGUUUACAAGAAUAAUGAGUAUAAAAAGGAGCAUGAUUUCUAUGAUGAAUUUCAUGAUCAAGGUGGACAUCAGGAGGGAGGUGAAUUUAAAAAUUCACAUCUAAAUAAUAAAGGUCACUCUAAUAAAAAAGCUCAUCACGAUUCUGCUCAUCACAAGAUUAAAUCGACAGUACCGGCUUCGGUAGAGUUUUCGGUUUCAAAUCAAUCGCCAAUUGUCGUUGCUGAAUUACCGGAACAACCUGACAGUCAUAAUGUUCCACAGGCCAUCAGUGAAUACAGACCGAGAAGAAUUAAUUACAAGGAUAUGAAUGUUAAUUAUCAGCAAGUACAACCGGUUCAAUAUAUAAAAAAACAACCACAAGUUUUUUACUACACUCAACCCUCGGCUUAUCCAAAAAAAUACAUUGUACUGAAGGAUAACAAAAAUUAUCAACCAAGGGGUAAAAUAAAUAAACGCCAGGAUUACGGCGGUGAAGAUGAUUAUGAAAGUUAUGGGGAACAUCAAGUACCUGCUGAAUCAAAGCACCACGAGCAACAUCAUGAAGAGUCUCAUGAGGAAGGACACGGAGGAGAACAUCAUGAACAUCACCACGAGGAUGGAGGCAAAAAAGGCGACAAAGGUUUUAAAAAGUGGUUUGAAGAAGAAAAGGGAAAAAAGGGACAUCAUGAUGAAGAAGAUCACAAGAAACAUUAUGGAGAAAAAAGCGGGGAGAAAAAAAAACAACACCAUGAUGAUGGGUACUACAAAGAGUAUCACCACGAUGAAAAAGGUGAAAAAGGCUCCUCAUAUCAGGACAAAGGAGAAUACAAAAAGGGACACAGUACACACGGAAAACACGUUAUCCAUAAAAAGGAUGACUAUGAGAAGAAUAUAGACUUCUUUGAUGAGGAUCACUCUGUAGAGGAGCAUGAAAAGGAAGGCGGUUAUCACCACAAGGCCGAGAAAGGACACGGUGGUAAAAAGAAGAAAGGACAUCAUGAGCACGGGCAUCACCAAGACAAGUACGGCAAAGAGAAGAAACACAAGCACGGUCACCAUCAUCAUGAUUCCGAAAAGUGGGAGAAGGAAAAAGGUGAAAAGGGACAUCACAAGCACGGAAACAAGUACGGUAAAAAAGGCGAACACGAAGAAGGAAAAAAGUGGGGACACAAAAAAGGAGAGUAA
Cotesia congregata is the source of this 4035-nucleotide messenger RNA. The record is from the annotation of a GenBank genome assembly. Lineage: Eukaryota; Metazoa; Arthropoda; Insecta; Hymenoptera; Braconidae.